Molecule: messenger RNA, 753 nt
Organism: Capsella rubella
Lineage: Eukaryota; Viridiplantae; Streptophyta; Magnoliopsida; Brassicales; Brassicaceae
Product: protein PLANT CADMIUM RESISTANCE 9
Exons: 4
Coding region: 34-486 (150 amino acids)
Source: RefSeq, a predicted model, not a curated record
GUUCUCUCUUCAACAAAUAAACAACAACAAAAAAUGUCUGAACAAGAAAGCAAAAAUGUGAAGAUAGUAACUGAAGGGCAAUGGACUACUGGUUUAUACGAUUGUCUCUCUGAAGAUACCUCUACAUGUUGCUUCACAUGGUUUUGUCCUUGCGUCGCAUUUGGGAGGAUCGCUGAGAUCCUUGACAAAGGAGAAACAAGUCGAGGACUAGCUGGACUAAUGAUAGUGGCAAUGUCUCACAUUGGGUGUGGAUGGUACUAUGCUUCACUAUACAGAGCCAAAUUGAGGAACCAAUACUCUUUGCCUGAGGAGCCUUGCGCCGAUGGCGCUAUUCACUUCUUCUGUUGUGCUUGUGCUCUUUCUCAAGAACACCGCGAACUUAAACAUCGCGGUCUUGAUCCUUCUUUAGGGUGGCAAGGGAACAUUGAGAGAGGAGUAUCAAAUAGAAACACUCCGCCGUUUGUAGCAUCAGGCAUGGACCGUUGAAGAAUAUCACAUUUUAGUGCAAGUAUUUACAUUCCAAGAUAAUGUCGAUAAAUAAAUAAAAAAUGUUAUAUAUUGGAUGGUGUGAAUUUGAAAGAUUUUUUUUUGUUUGUUCACCUGAAAGAUUUGUUUGUUAAAUAUCUUCUCUAUAGUUGUGUGAAGUUGUAACCAUGCAAAUUUAGUUUAAUUAUGAUGUAAUGUAAUAUUUUUUACUUUUUUUUUUUUUUUUUUAUAUGUGCAAAGAUGAAAUGUAAUCUUCUGUUUGUAAAA